Messenger RNA from Phyllotreta striolata, 3439 nucleotides. The record is from the annotation of a GenBank genome assembly. NCBI's taxonomy places the organism in Eukaryota, Metazoa, Arthropoda, Insecta, Coleoptera, Chrysomelidae.
CAGAUUCCAUCAAUAUGCGGUUGACCGCAAAGGCCACUUGAACAAUGCAAAGUGCCCACCAAGCGCGCCAUCAAAGUCCGCAGAACAUCAGCGCCAAUAUCACGUUCACCUUCGAGUUCUACACGAACGAAACGGCCGAUUGGGGCCCGAGGCGCGACCCCCUCUACAUAGUGAUACCCAUCAGCGUGGUGUACGUGAUCAUAUUCCUGAGCGGCAUCCUCGGCAACGUGAGCACCUGCGUGGUCAUAGCCAGGAACAAGUGCAUGCACACGGCCACCAAUUACUAUUUGUUCAGCUUGGCAGUUAGCGAUUUGCUCCUGCUGGUCUCCGGCCUGCCGCCCGAAAUUUACUCCAUAUGGUCCAAGUAUCCCUAUGUUUUCGGAGAAGCUUUUUGCAUCUUGCAGGGUUUGACCGCUGAAACCUCCGCCAACGCCACAGUGCUCACGAUAACGGCCUUCACCGUGGAACGCUACGUGGCCAUUUGUCACCCGUUCCUAUCGCACACAUUAUCGAAAUUGAAUAGAGCCGUAAAAUACAUUAUACUCAUAUGGGCCAUAGCCGUCGGACUCGCCGUACCGCAGGCCAUGGCAUUCGGAAUAGUAUGCGAAGUCUUAGCUAACGGCUACAUAGUCGAGGACCACUGCAUGUGCAUGAUCAAGCGGGAAAUCGUCCCGCACACGUUCCUGAUAUCGACGUUGCUGUUCUUCGUGGCGCCGAUGUCGCUGAUCACGGUGCUGUACAUCUGCAUCGGGCUGCAGCUCCGCCGGUCUACCGUCGCCUCGGCCAGAGGCAGCGUGAGGUCCAAGCAACAGAAGGUCUACAAUCCGGUGGUGACGUACGUGCACCCCUCGGCGCAGGUGCUGGUGCUCAACAGGAGGCAGGAGGCGCGCCAGCAGGACGAGGAGGGCCGGAAGAAUUUCUCCAAGAACUCGCAGGCCACCAAGCACGUGGUGAAGAUGUUGGUGGCUGUGGUGGUGGCCUUUUUCAUAUGUUGGGCGCCCUUUCACGCCCAACGCCUCCUAGCCAUCUACGGCGGGAGCGUGGAGGCGGAGAAGAGCUCCUACAUGAUCAUGGCCUUCCGAAUACUGACGUACAUAAGCGGCAUAUUCUAUUACAUCUCGACGACGGUGAAUCCUCUCCUCUACCACAUUAUGUCGAACAAAUUCAGGGAAGCCUUUAAGAAAACCUACAAGCAAAUCUGCAGGAAAAGCCACCAGCUUCCUGCAGGUAGGUGUUACUCGACAUUGUCUGGUCACCAACAGUCAUACAGCGAUUCUUACAGUGGCGGCGGGUGGGCGGGAGGCGGUUCGUUGCGCUACUUCGAUGAUUCGGUAGCGAUGCGUUUGCACGACCACCGACGCCCGCUGGUCGUCUCCUUCAGGAAGCACAAGAGGACGCCGUCGCGGCGCCAGGAGGCGGCGCCGCCCGCCGGCUCGCCGCUGCGGCUCAGAGAAAACGGCGCCGCCUCGCCUGCCUCGUCGCCCGGCCUGCCCAGGUUGAACGAAUGCGAUUUCAAAAGUUGCGCUGGGAAAAUGAGACCAUCAUUCACCUUUUCGAGUCCGCUGGGAGCCGAGAGGGUGGUGAUAGAAAAAUCCCGUUCGUUCGUCAAACACCGAUCGACGUCGGAGUUCCAGGAUAUUUUGAAUUGUUUGGACAACGAGGAUGAUCGCUAUAUCGAUUCGCACUACUGGAGCGAGUCCGGCAAACACAAUGGCAGGAAAUCGGAGAGUGGAAGAGACUCCGAGACGAAUUGCAGUUACAUUGAAGUGCAUACGUUGAGGCCUAAGCAUAUUUGUCCAUUGAGUAAUAACGUUCAGUAGAUUUGCGAUUUUGCCAAUGAUUUAUUUUGCUGGAAAAUUUAAGGGAAGUGGAGAUGUGUGCGAUUAUUCGCGAGAAAAUGCUACCUAGUGAUUUUUUAUUUCUCUAAUUUUAAUUAGAAAAUGAAAUUAUAUAGGGUGUAUUUUGUAUAAUGUCUCCCACAAAGCUAAACGUGGCUCUAAAUCUAACUUGUGAUUACUGUACUUAAAGUAAGCAAGCUUUACAUGAAUGUGUAAUAUACUUAUACUAAUUUUGUAUACAGGGUAAUUCUUAAAUGUAAUAUUUAUUUCUCAAUGUUUUAAAAACACUAUAAUAUUCAUCUUAAAGUUGAGUACAAUCGCCUGAAAUUCGCUUGAACUGUGAUUAUCGACCAUCUAAGAUUUAUUAAAUUAAAUACUCAAAAUAUGUUGCCAAGGGAAGAGAGAACUGAUAUUUAUACACAACUUUAAGCUGGAUGCCAUAAAAUCCGCCCCGAUUGGGGUUUGUGUUCUAAUCUAUCAUAGAAUUACUCGACAUUUUCGAAAUUAUCGAAGACAAAUCACCCCGCUUAUUGCGAUAUUUAGCGUUCGAUAACAAUUUUAAACGAAUACAUAAAUGUGAUGUUAUUUCCGAUCCCCACUUUUCAAACGAUUAAUCGACGUUUGAAAAUCAAAAUGGCCUAUCUGUCGGUUAAGUCGAAUUCCAAAUAAAUUAUAUUCGUAUGUUAUUAAUAUUACUGAUAUUUGUAAAUGUGAGAAAAUAUGUGUAAAUAUGUCUAAUUUGUGAUUCUAUAUGUUCGAGCACGUACAAUGACCGUUCGUUUAUUGAAAUGUAAAUGUUAAACGACAAUAAUUGUUAGACAAAUCGAAUGUUUAAUCAAAACGAGCAGAUUAGUGGAGGAGAAUUUCGAUGAGAGAAAAUGUGGUCAUUGCAUGAAUGGCUUUUUUAUUUAAUCAGUUUGCCAAUAAAGUGCAAAACUCGUACUUAUUUAAUUAAAAUCAUAAAUAAUCAAAUUUGUUAACUUGGUAACUUGUUAUUUAAUUAUUUUUGUAAGAGAGUUUAGGUUGUGUUAAAAAUAAGUUGUUAUAGCUGUAAAUAUUCGAAUUUUAAUUAUUACAUUUAAGUGUAUUUUAUGUAUAUUUUUAUGGAAUUUACUGUGAUACGCGUCAUUUAAAAGUAGUUCAAAUACAUUGUUGUCUGUUAAUACAUUAUCAAUAAACUAUUUAAUUUGAUAUUAAUUUGUACAUACCAGCAGAUAAAUGAUUUGUUAUCAGGAAUAUAUGGGUUAAAAUAAUACUAGGAAACGUUAGGGAAAAUACCUAUGCAUUUGAACAAUCAAUACAGUAAAUAAUAUCUUCUAUCUUCUAGGGAACAAGAUUGGUUACGGGUGGGCAGCAAAUUCCAGCGUAACUGAAACAAAUUCAUAUAUAUGAACAAAACUACAAAAAAUAAUAAAUCCACAACUCACUUAUUUUGUACAAUGCAAGAAACGCUUUCAUAGGCUUGGAAAUCCGUCAAUAACGAAUAAACAUGAGGACACUGAGAAAGCAAAGUACAAGUACCGAUUUCUGUGUUAUUUUUCGGCGUUCCGGUACAAUUUUCUGUCCCUAAAAUGGAUACGUGCUCACCCAGAUCGACCAGA